AUGGAAACACCCGAUGCUAGACCGUAUAACUUACCGGACAAUGCAGUUUGGUUCAUCACCGGCUGCUCCUCCGGCAUAGGACAAGGCCUCGCCGAAUACAUCGCCACCAAGAAGCCGUCCCAGCGCGUAGUAGCCACAGCGCGCAACCCAGCUUCACUCUCCGACAUCCCAGACGGCCCUAACGUCCUAAAACUAGCCCUAGACGUAACAUCCGUCGCAUCCAUCGACGCCGCCUUCGACACCACGCUCGCACACUUCGGGCGCGUCGACAUCGCCGUCAACAACGCCGGGUACAACCUCAUGGGCGACGCGGAGUCCUCGCCCCCUGGCAACGCCGGCGCCCGCGCGCUCCUAGACACGAACUUCUGGGGCGCGGUCGACGUGUCCAAGCGCGCAUUAUCCGUAUUCCGGGACUCGAACCCCAAGACCGGGCAACGGGGCGGCGUUAUCAUAAACAUUUCUUCCUUGGGCGGGUAUCUCGGCAGCCCGGGCAACGCCUUCUACCACGCGAGCAAAUUCGCGCUGGAAGGGUUCGCGGAGAGCAUCGCGAAGGAGGUGUUUCCGGAGUGGAACAUCCACCGGAUGCCGCGACAUCCGGCGUAUGACCGGCCCGAGGGGCCGACGACGGGGAUGUUGGCGUUUAUGGAUAGGCCUGAGCUGCAUGCGGGGUUUGCGGGGCCGGAGGAGGUGGCGGAGAGGAUUUAUGCGGUGGUGGGGACGGGGGAGAGGGGGAUUCCGAUGAGGGUGCCGCUGGGGAGGGAUAGUUGGGAGAUGGUUAUGGGGGAGACGGAGAGGGUGAGGGGGGAGUUGGAGGAGUGGAGGGAGUUUAGUUGUGGGAUGGGGAAUACGGAUGUGGAGGGUAUGGCGAAGCUUGUGAGGUAG
Daldinia childiae is the source of this 882-nucleotide messenger RNA. RefSeq lists its product as uncharacterized. The transcript has 3 exons. Bases 1 to 882 code for a protein of 293 amino acids. The record is from RefSeq and is a predicted model, not a curated record. NCBI's taxonomy places the organism in Eukaryota, Fungi, Ascomycota, Sordariomycetes, Xylariales, Hypoxylaceae.